CACGGGCACCACAGCCAGCCCCCGGAGGCACCGCAGGGCUCCACCAGCUGAUCAACCAAGGGGUUUUGGCACGUGUCCCUGGCCCAGUGUAGCGGCUGCAGCAGCAGCAGGUUGUGGUGGCAAGUGGUAAAGGUAGUAUAGAGUGGUAAUCGGGCGGAGGCGAUAAAGAAAUAUAUCAAUUAAAAAAAUACUAUGCCUAUCGUCCUCAGGAUCGCAGAUGAUGACAACGGAGAACGUCGUGAGUUUAAAAUGCAGUUAUGGGAGGAACAUGAAAUGGGAAAGCCAGUCAAGGCGAGGCGAAAGAAAAAGGAAGAGGACGAAGCGAACAAAGUCUACAGCCACUGGAACCUGCUUCCAGACCUCCUCCUGGAAAAGGUGUUCCAGUACCUGUCGCUCAGCCAACGGUACAUCGCGUCCAUGGUCUGUAGAAGAUGGUACGAAGCAUUUUCUUUCCCACGCGUUUGGUACACGUUCGUCCUGCACGACGAGCUGUUGACCAAAAGAAAGUUCAAUAUUUGUUCUGGAUGGCAGAAACUGCUGGACCACAUCAGAACGUCGCAUUUCGUGGGCCUGAAGGGCAAGAACAUCCGCACGUUGAUCUUCCCGCCGAUGAACAACCUGUUCAACCUGUACGAGUUCCUGAACAUCACACACUACAUCAACCACAGAAAUCCCGGGACACUCGACAACGUCCACACGCUUAGGUUUACCUUCGCCUGCCAGGUGGUCGAGAGACGGGAGGAGCACGUCUUUGGCACAGGAGGCCAAAUCCUGGCCAUGUUCAAGAAAGUUUUAGGAGACCUGAUUAACCUGAGGACCCUCGAAUUGAGAGAUCUCUUGUUGGACGGGUGCGAGGGGCUCCCUCUGCUAGAUGAGGUUUGCAUCGUUUGUUGCGAAACUCUGCGCUGUCUGGUGUUGGUCAAUCUCACGAGACAAGCACACACGCUGCUACAUCCGGGCGCCUUCGUUAAUCUGCAAACGCUUGUUAUCUCGCCGCAGAACAUAGGGGAAGAUCUCCUAGAGCUCAUAGGAACAUCGCAGGUGCGGAACUUAUACAUCGUGCAGAACAAGUACACGGAGCACGGCAAAUCCCUCAGCUACAAAGCGUGGAAGAAGUGCAGAAUGAACAACAACAGGCUACGAGUCCACUUAUGCACAGAAGGUAACUUCAAGAAAGAAAUCAUAUGGCAGGAGAGAGCGCCCGUCAAAAGUAUAGUCUACGAUUCGCCUUACGCAAGGGUCGUCCGAGAGAAAAUAUCUACGUCAACAGUCCUUCUGCUGGCUUUUACGGCAAAGAACUUACAUUACUUCUACGUUAGGCGUAAUGCUGUCAUUCUCAAGGCUGACUGGCCCAAGAACCCGGAAUGGUCCUUGGAGUUCUACACGUGGCUGUGCAAGGGCUCGAGGUCCUACGACAUCCUGGAGGAGGAAGUGUCCCAGAUCCUCGGGUACAAAUGGCAGAUGCUCACUGACAAGCAGUUCAAGAUGCUCAAGUUGGACCUGAACAAGACGCAUUUCAUGUUCACCUGAACGCCUGAGCAGCAGCUAGUGGCUACUUCCAAGAAAAAAAAAAAGUAAAAAAAAAAAUUCUUUUUGAUAGAUAUGUUAUGUUAUAUAAAGAAAAAAUUAUUGAUUUUACACGUGUUUAAAUGAUAGGAAGCAAUAAAAAACUAUUUUGUAAUUUUAAGGUAUAAAUAAAAUUUGAAAAUAUA
Macrobrachium nipponense is the source of this 1712-nucleotide messenger RNA. RefSeq lists its product as uncharacterized. Bases 193 to 1530 code for a protein of 445 amino acids. NCBI's taxonomy places the organism in Eukaryota, Metazoa, Arthropoda, Malacostraca, Decapoda, Palaemonidae. Gene Ontology annotation, molecular function: protein binding. The transcript is spliced from 10 exons. The record is from RefSeq and is a predicted model, not a curated record.